Molecule: messenger RNA, 797 nt
Organism: Onthophagus taurus
Lineage: Eukaryota; Metazoa; Arthropoda; Insecta; Coleoptera; Scarabaeidae
Product: transcription factor SPT20 homolog
Molecular function (GO): structural constituent of cuticle
Source: RefSeq, a predicted model, not a curated record
UGGUCGGUUGUCGAAAAGUAAACGUUUAGAACAAAGGAUAUGUAAAGCAGCCUUUUAAGUUCACUUUUGAUAAGAAAAAGUAACAAAUAUUUUUUGGGUGUGGUAACAUAUAAAUAGACAUAAAUUCGUCUUUUAAAUCAUUGCAAAAAUCAGUAGCAACUAAAUAACAUGUUUAUCCAAUCGGCUGUAUUAGCUUGCGCUUUGGCUAUUGCCUCUGCAGCAUGGAACGGCCCGUUAGCUGGGGGACAACCUGCUUCUUCAAUCCCCGCAGGAAUUAGCCCCGAAGCUUGUCCAAAUUACCCAGAUUGUUCAAAUCCUAAUGUUGCUAUUGAACCUAACACCCCAGUAAAAGGAUAUAAUCAACAAUACCAACAACCACAAUAUAAUCAACCGCAAUAUCAACCACCUCAACAAUAUCAACCUCAACACCAACCUCAAUAUCAACCUCAACAACAACCUCAAUAUCAACCACAAUAUAAUCAAGUUAAUCAAGGUAACGAAAAAGCUUUGUUAAGUGGGGAAUAUACUGGAGAUGGUGAUUAUCGUGGUGAAGGUUUAGCAGAAUCUGGUGCUUUUGGCCCAGUUGAUAAUCCACAAGCCUACGAUCAACAUAGUUCUCACCAAGGGCGAGCUAUUCAACCAAGUCAAGGUUAUCAUCACGCUCCAGUUCAACAACAUCAACCUGCCGCGCAAGUUCCAGCUGGAGUAGAUCCUCAUUCUUGCCCUAACUAUCCUUAUUGUAGUUAAAUAUGUAUGUGUGAUACUGUGAAAAGACAAAUAUAAAAAUUUAAAUUUAA